AUGGCACAGAGGGUCACCUUCUCUGAACACGUGGAAGGACCUCUUGCCCUUUCCGUGCUGUCCCCAUCACGGCAGGGUCGGGUGACCUUUGAGGACGUAGCUGUGUACUUCUCCUGGAAGGAGUGGGGGCUCCUUGAUGAGGCUCAGAGGCACCUGUACCGAGAUGUGAUGCUGGAGAACUUUUCACUUGUGGCCUCACUGGGACUUGCAUCUUCCAAGUCCUGUGUGAUUGCCCAGCUGGAGCGUGACAAAGAGCCCUGGAUGCCUGAUAGGGUGGACGUGUCUCUAGCCACAACAAGAGUGGCCCAGAGGGGGCCUGGCCCUGGUUGUGGGCAUGGAGAAGAGGCCCCACCUGAGCAUGGUGUUUCUACAGGAGUGUUCAAGUUUGGGACCCCUGAGAAAGGGUCUUGCCCCCAGAAGACCAGAAUCUGUAACAGUUGUGACCCAGUCUUGAAAGACAUUUGGUACCUGGCUGAGCACCAGGGAACACACCCCAGGCAGCAAACAUACACAUGUGAAACAUGUGGGCGAGGCUUCCAGAUCACUGCACACCUUCACCAGCACCAGAAGGAGCACAGUGGAGAGCAACCCUUCAGAUGGCACAGGGAUAGGUCCUUAUCUAUGAAGAGCUUCAGUGUCCCCUUGUCAGAGAAGCCCUUCCCAUGCAGGGAAUUUGGUCAGAAUGUCCAGGACAGCCAUGACCUCCUCCAGAACCAAGCCACCCACAGUGAGGGGAAGCCGUCCAGGAGCACUGAAUAUGAGGAGGUCUUCCCAAACAGCUCUAGUCUUGGGCAGGAGCAGGGAGACCACCCUGGACAGAAGCACUUCAAAUGCGGCAACUGCGGGAAGGUCUUCUUAAAGGCCUUUGCUCUCCUUGACCACCUGAUAACUCACUGUGAAGAGCGACCCUGUAGGUGCCUGACAGGUAGAAAUGCCUUCGAGGAGAAAUCAGCCCUUACUAUUCCCCAAAAGUCUAAUGCUGGAGAAACAUCCCGUGUGUGUAAGGAAUGUGGAAAGGCCUACAGUCACCUGUCUCUACUGAGGAUGCAUGAGAAAGCUCACACUGGAAAAACACAUUAUAAGUGCAGUGAAUGUGGGAAAGCCUUCACCCGUAAGCACUCACUUAGUCAGCACCAGAGAAUUCACACUGGAGAAAGACCUUAUGAAUGCAGCCAGUGUGGCAAAGCCUUCACUCGCAACUUCCAUGUUGUUCGGCACCAGAAAGUUCACAACACAGAAAGGCCUUACGAGUGCAGACAGUGCCGCAGAGUCUUUAGUUGUAUCUCCAGCUUUGUUCAGCACCAGAAAAUACACACUGGAGAGAGGCUUUACGAGUGCAGUGAGUGUGGAAAAGCUUUCAUUAACAGCUCCCAUCUUGCUCGGCACCAGAAAGUUCACAACACAGAAAGGCCUUAUGAGUGCAGUGAAUGUGGGAAAGUCUUCCGCCAAACCUCCAAACUUGUUUUGCAUCAAAGGAUUCAUACUGGAGAAAGACCUUACAAGUGUAACCAAUGUGGGAAGGCCUUCAGCUGUCCCUCCAACCUCGUUCCACACCAGCGAAUACAUACUGGAGAAAAACCUUAUGAAUGUUCAGAAUGUGGGAAGGCCUUCAGUCAAAGCUCUGCCCUUAUUCAGCACCAGAAAGUUCACACCAGAGAAAGGCCUUACGAAUGCAGUGAAUGUGGGAAAGCCUUUAGCUAUAGCUCUAACCUUGCUAAGCACCGGAAAGUUCACACUGGAAAAAGGCCUUAUGAAUGUGGCCAGUGUGGGAAGGCUUUUAGUGAAAGUUCUAUCCUCAGUCAGCACCAGAGAGUUCACACCAGAGAAAGGCCUUAUGAGUGCAACAAAUGCGGUAAAGCUUUCCGCUACAGCUCUAACCUUUCUAAGCACCAAAAAGUUCACACUGGAAAAAAUUCUUACGAGUACAGUGAACAUGGGAAAGGCUUCAGCCUCAUUCAGUACCAGAAAGAUCACACCAGACAAGGGCCAUAGCAGUGCAGUGAAUGUGGGAAAGCUGUGGCUUUCUUAGUUCAGCACAAAAGAACUCACUCCUGAGAAAAGUUCUAUGAGAGGAUCCUCUGUGAAGAUGCCAUCACCCAAAAAUGGAAACCUGUACAUCCCAAAACCUCACUGGAGAAAUUGUCCUUGAGUGCCAGACGCAACGCCAAGGGUUACAACUCCAGAGCACCUGAAGGGCACGGAUGGACUUUUGAGGGGACCCCAGCGACACUCCCGCGCUGUGAGCCCGGAAAGCGCUACAGGGCCAUCUCCCCACACACACUGUUCCAGAACGCGUCCGGAGAACCUCCUGAGACGCCAGCCUGGCCCGGCCUGAGCCGGCGACCCAGUCUCUCCACAGCUCAGCGAUUCCCGGCGAACGGCUGCGCCUCCGUGAGCCUCGGUUUCCCGGCUGCAGAAAAGGUGCCGCGAAUCUCCCGGCCUCCGUACCCGCUCUCAGUCACCGUAGCCUUCCUGGUUCUGGGCGCAUUGUACGCCGGGAAAGCUCAACGGCCCGCCCGGUCCAGAGGUUCCGAUGGGGCUGGCAGCAUCGCUGAUGGACCCCGCACAGGUGAGUGGAGGGUGCCCCAAGCCCUCGCCUGCUGGAUCCCGUCGCCCUCGUGA
Orycteropus afer afer is the source of this 2622-nucleotide messenger RNA. The record is from RefSeq and is a predicted model, not a curated record. NCBI's taxonomy places the organism in Eukaryota, Metazoa, Chordata, Mammalia, Tubulidentata, Orycteropodidae.